Messenger RNA from Wyeomyia smithii (pitcher-plant mosquito), 1464 nucleotides. RefSeq lists its product as uncharacterized. The transcript has 3 exons. Bases 243 to 1295 code for a protein of 350 amino acids. The record is from RefSeq and is a predicted model, not a curated record. Lineage: Eukaryota; Metazoa; Arthropoda; Insecta; Diptera; Culicidae.
GUGAGAGCGAGAGCGAGAAUCAAUCGGGUAUAAUAAUAAUAAAUUUCAACAGUCACGUACGGUUAACUACCAUCGAGCUAGCAUGUAGGUACAGUCAACUGUGUUGAGGGUACCAGUUUAUUUUCAGCAGUGGUCGCAGUUUGGUGUGCAUGGUGAAAUUUAACAGACGAACGAACGCCAUCUUUUGAAGCCAGGCAUCUUCUUGUUUGCGAAGACUGUUAACUAUCUUCUCGCGCUUAAGGAUGACUCUGAACAACAGCCAGCAUCAACCGGUGGAGAAUUUCAAGCAGGAUCUGGAUGAUUUCGAACGGUUCGCGCUGGAGAACUUAGUACGGAAUGAAUGGGGUCUUAAGGUGGCCACAUUGAAUCGACUGAUGUACUGUGGAGUUUCAGUUGAAUGUUUGGAGGUGAUCGAAGAGCGCGACUUGAACGAUAUAUUCAGCGAUGAGAGAACCAUUGGCCAGAAGAUACUGCUCCGACAUCGGCUGCGCGAGUGGCGUCGAGGAUUGCACUGGAAUUCACCCGAGCAGCCGAACAUUAAACGUCGAGUCGAGCGACGCUCGGACGACCCGCUGGAUUUGGAGAAAAAACCUCGCCUGUCCAUUGCCAGCAACAGUAUACAGCAGUUGCACACGCCAAACAUCGUACUGCCGGACACUCGCAAUCCUUCGGCAGCCAUCGCCUCUUCCUCAACAUCGUCUUCAUCGGCGAACAAUUCAAACAAUAUAAUGGACGCAGGGAACCUGCCGAUUCGAAUUACACCGGAAGCCUUGCAAAGCUUUCUGCAGACCAGCUGCUCCGGCAGGUGGGUUUUGAAUUGUUUCUCCGAAGGCCAGCAACUGGACAAGAAAGCAUUAACCGAGCUGACGCACGUUAUCGUAGAGCCCUUUCUGAUUUACAAUAUAGCAUUUACGCACGCCUUGAUGCGACACUAUGCUGAAAUCAUUGUCCAACUCUUUCCAACCGAGCGAUUGGAAACAUUUUACUGUCCAAGAAACAUUGUUCGCAAAAAUCCAACCGGUAAACUGUACGAUCGCUAUGUGAACCAGCGGCUUCGAUACAAAACCAAGUUUAAUGCGCAGCGGCCAACCAUGGUGGAAGAUUUUAACCUGCAUCGGACGUUCGCCGAAAUGAGCACAAUCGGAGAUCCCAUGAUGCAACAUCAUUACUUGGACUUCAGCAUGGAACAGCCGCCCAACCAAAGAGGAGAAUUUUCAACGACUCCACCGCAAGCGGAAAAUUUUAGCGAAGAAUCUAUGAAUAUCUAUGGCGCUGAUGACGGUUCGGGUUUGUAAGCCUCGCUGAUGGUUUGAGGUUACCAUCGAUAGUUUUUAGAUUAUAUGCCAUAUAGUAGUACUGAGAAGAUGAUGCAUUUAGUGAUUUAUUUACCGAGAUAAAUAUAAGAAUGUGUUUUAACAUUCAGCUGAUGCUUCCGAUUCGGAAAUACAAACAGUUCGAAUUUAA